Molecule: messenger RNA, 949 nt
Organism: Diceros bicornis minor
Lineage: Eukaryota; Metazoa; Chordata; Mammalia; Perissodactyla; Rhinocerotidae
Gene: ATP5MC1
Product: ATP synthase membrane subunit c locus 1
Exons: 4
Coding region: 435-845 (136 amino acids)
Biological process (GO): proton transmembrane transport; proton motive force-driven ATP synthesis
Molecular function (GO): proton transmembrane transporter activity
Source: RefSeq, a predicted model, not a curated record
GAGAGGCGAUGGGCGUCUAUAGCCUUAACAAUGUUAAUUACCAACGGUAAUGAGCGAUUAACUGUCCGGCUGAGGCGGGCCGGGGACUGCUAUGUAAAAUGGGCAGGACCCUGCACGGCAUCUGCCCAGUAUCUGUCUCCAGUCUUUCCAAGAGACCGUCCUAUGGCUACAUUUCCCUUCUGGCGCUCAGGCCUCCUUCCUCUACUUCCCAUCUCCGUGACCUUCCUUUGCAGACCCGCUGCGCUGAAAGUAGUGGACCGGGAAGUUCGCGCGGACACACUGACCUCUAAUGCCCUCCUCAGCUGGGGCACAGUGCAGGAAGAGCGUGGUCCAGGGAGGACGGGCGGGGGUAAAGGGGACGACUGAAGGUCGCCACUAUAAGCAAACAACCAGGCUGUCAAUGGAAUUUUUUUUUUCCUGUGCAGACUGAAAAAAUGCAGACCACCGGAGCAUUACUCAUUCCUCCUGCUCUGAUCCGCUGUUGUACCAGGGGUCUAAUCAGGCCUGUGUCUGCCUCCUUCCUGAGUAGGCCAGAGAUCCCAUCUGAACAGCCUUCCUGCAGCAGCUCCCCACUCCAAGUGGCCAGACGUGAGUUCCAGACCAGUGUUGUCUUCCGGGACAUUGACACCGCAGCCAAGUUUAUUGGUGCUGGGGCCGCCACAGUUGGUGUGGCUGGUUCGGGGGCUGGCAUUGGAACAGUGUUUGGCAGCUUGAUCAUUGGCUAUGCCAGGAACCCGUCUCUCAAGCAGCAGCUCUUCUCCUAUGCCAUUCUGGGCUUUGCCCUGUCUGAGGCCAUGGGGCUCUUCUGUUUGAUGGUCGCCUUCCUCAUCCUCUUCGCCAUGUGAGGCUCCAUGGGGGUCACCUACCCAUCCCUGCUGCUUCGACUCCAGGCCCUGCCCGGUGCUGGAGUGUGCUAAGCUUUACCAUUAAACACGACGUUUCUCUAAAC